AUGGCCCAUGUGACGUAUCAAGUGAUCCAUGUAGCGGAAGGGCAGAUGGAAGGCCAGGUGGAUGAAGCUACAACUGAGGUUUUCUGUCAGACUAAAGCCCUGGAGGAGGAGGGCCAGUACUGUUACCCAGACACCACAAUGGAUACCAUGGUAACCGCCAUCCAGGCCCCUGAUUCGUUGCUCACUCAGUCUGCUCCCACAGGUCAACUCUAUGUGAUGAUGUCACCUCAGGAUAUUUUGAGUGCCACCAGUCAAAAGUCUGUAUCCCUUUCCAAAGAGAAUAACAACAUUCGGAUCAGAUUUUGUACUAAAACUGAAACAAAGCGCGGCUCCCAUAACGAAAGGAGGCGGACUCAGCACAAUGAAGUCGAACGCAGACGGAGGGAUAAAAUCAACAACUGGAUUCUGCAGUUGUCAAAACUCAUCCCCGACUGCGGAGAGAACUCAGCCAAAAAUGGACAGAGUAAAGGUUUAAUCCUGUCCAAGGCGUGUGACUACAUUCAAGUGAUGAGACAGAGCAAUGCAAGACUAGAAGAGGAACUCGAAACACUGGAGAGACUGAGAAUGGACAAUCAGCUACUCAGACAAGAGGCAGAGGAAUGGAAAUCCAAGAAUCAGAUGCUGAGAAAUAAACUGCAGCACCAUGGCAUUACGUCAGCAGCAAACGUGAACCAACAGUGA
Chanos chanos (milkfish) is the source of this 681-nucleotide messenger RNA. RefSeq names its product upstream stimulatory factor 1-like. The record is from RefSeq and is a predicted model, not a curated record. Gene Ontology annotation, molecular function: DNA-binding transcription factor activity, RNA polymerase II-specific; protein dimerization activity; RNA polymerase II cis-regulatory region sequence-specific DNA binding. Gene Ontology annotation, biological process: regulation of transcription by RNA polymerase II. Bases 1 to 681 code for a protein of 226 amino acids. Lineage: Eukaryota; Metazoa; Chordata; Actinopteri; Gonorynchiformes; Chanidae. The transcript is spliced from 7 exons.